AUGGUGUAUACAUCUACCCUCCUCUCCUUGCUUGCCUUGUCCACAGGGACGUGGGCGAGCUACAAUGCGAACUUGAACUAUCGCAGCCCUUCGACCCGCCACACGGGCAUGGGGAUCAACAUCGACUCCGUCCACCGUCGUAGUCUCGCAAAACGUGAUGAAGCCCCCUUCCACCCCUCGCAAUUGAACUUCACCCAUGGUGUAGCAUCAGGUGACCCCUACGCGGACAGUGUGAUCCUCUGGACUCGUGUUGCUCCAUCCCUGGAGGCCGACAGAAGCAAUGUGACUGUGUCGGGGACCGUGGGGUUGUACAACCAUGAUACGGAACCGUAUAUCAAGGCCUCGGCGCAUCCUAUCUGUGUCGAUUAUCAGGUGUAUGAGGAUAAAGAGGGCCAAAGGGUGGUUGAUAAAGGAAGGGCUUAUACUACCAGUGAUAUCGACUAUACUCUCAAGGUAGAAGCCAGCGGACUCAAGCCGUUCACGACAUACUGGUACCAAUUCCAGAUUUGUAACUCGAAUGUCACCAGUCCGCUUGGAAGGACCAAGACCGCCCCGGGCGCGAUGAUGCUACUGAGGAAAUUAAUCUGGCUGUGUAUUCUUGCAGCAAUUACCGUAUGUGCGCACUUCUCUCUGGUGUUGUCGGAGCUAACCAAACUAGCGAGUGGGUAUUUCAACGCAUACGGAAAUGCCGUCCGCAAGGACAGCGUCGACUAUGUGCUUCAUCUCGGAGAUUAUAUUUAUGAAUAUGAGAAGGGCGUAGUCGGACAGGACGAGCGAGCUGCCCGUCCGCAGGCAGAUAUCUUCUCUCUCUAUGAUUAUCGGACUCGACUUGGACAAUAUCGCACCGAUCUUGACCUUGCCGCAUCCCAUCAGAACUUUGCCUGGAUUCCUAUCUGGGAUGACCACGAAAUUGCCGACAACGGCUACAGAGAUGGCUUCAGCCGUCUUAACAAUACCGAAGAGUCGUUCCGCAAUGACAGCCCUCAAAUCAGCGUCGACCAGCGCAAGAUGAACGCCGUCCGGGCGUACUUCGAGUGGAUGCCUCUUCGUCAGGUCGACAUGGAUGACGGCCUCCGCAUUUGGCGCUCCUUCAAGAUGGGAAACCUCUUUGAUUUGAUCAUGUUGGAUACACGCAAUUACGAUCGCAGCAUUACUGACCUUUACUGGAAUACGGACUAUAUCGAAGAGAUCCACAACGACGCCGGCCGGACCUUGAUGGGAGGUCGUCAGGAGUCGUGGUUCGAGAAGCAGCUGACAGCGUCUAAUCAGCGCGGAGCGAAGUGGCGUAUUAUCGGGAGUCAGCUCCGGUUUGCUCGUCUGGGACGGGAGACUAACGGCGAGGUCACUUAUAACUUGGAUUCCUGGGAGGGUUACCGCGCGAACCAAAACCGGACCCUGAAGCACCUGUACGAUAACAACAUCGGCAACAACAUUAUGAUCGCGGGUGAUACGCAUGUCAACUGGGUGAGCGACAUUGCCUGGAUCGGCGAGAAGCCGUAUGACGGCAGCACCGGUGCCGGUGCCAUCGGAGUCGAAUUUGCUGGCACAGCGGUGAGCAGCUCUGGGUUCGGGGGUACUAUCAACAGCGCCGAGCAGACUGCUGCUUCCUACGCGCGCAACGAGGAUCUGCAGUGGAAUGAAGGCUACUACCGCGGGUACUUUGAGCUGCGGAUGAGACCGAGCGAGGUGGAGGCCAAAUACUUUGGUUGUCCUACUGUGGCUACCCGGAAUAGCUGGGAAAUUCCCCUGGCCAACUUCACGGUCAAGCAUGACGAUAACCAUCUGGCUCGGCCGAUUGCUGGUGGACAGGUGGAAGCGGGUUUUGUCCAUCAGGGCGAGGUGAAGCACAGCAAUCUUACCCUUAACACUGAGACGGGCGAGUGGCAGGUCAUUGGGUUUGACCAGAUGUUUAUCAAGUAUCAGUAG
This is a messenger RNA of Aspergillus nomiae NRRL 13137, 1926 nucleotides long. Its product is annotated as alkaline phosphatase D family protein. The transcript is spliced from 9 exons. Lineage: Eukaryota; Fungi; Ascomycota; Eurotiomycetes; Eurotiales; Aspergillaceae. The record is from RefSeq and is a predicted model, not a curated record. Bases 1 to 1926 code for a protein of 641 amino acids.